Molecule: messenger RNA, 1744 nt
Organism: Lineus longissimus
Lineage: Eukaryota; Metazoa; Nemertea; Pilidiophora; Heteronemertea; Lineidae
Exons: 7
Coding region: 484-1128 (214 amino acids)
Source: RefSeq, a predicted model, not a curated record
GAGCUCGGAGACGGCACCAGAGAAUGUUCAUGCAAGGUUCUGUCACAGAAACCGAUAGUAACAAAUGGAGAACUGAUCUUUGAUUGAACGAUGAACUCGGUGGAACGUGUUCCACUCUAGGGAGGAUUGCAGAUUUUGUGGUUUGUUGUUCAAAAAGCAUCUUCAAAUCUCCUUUGAGGGAGCAGACGUGGCUGGUUUUUGCAACAAACCAAACACUCGUUCCUCGUGAAUGGUGCGGAUUCAAACUGAUAGAGAAAUCAGCAGGCCAGGCCACAUAGUCAAUUACCAAAGAAAACGAAAGGAGAUUUUGCAUCGAAAGUCUCAACUGGGAAUGCUCAAAUUCAACAUUACAGGAUAAAUUGUAAAGUUUUGUGAGGACAAGCAAAUGGCCCUUUGCACAGGAUUAUUUAGGUUUUGUGAGGACAAAUAAACCACCCACUCCACAUGAUUAUUUAGCUUUAGUGAGGACAUCUUCGGAAUAAGAUGGGGUAUUUUCUCCAUUUUGCGCUAUUUGGAAUAGUCAUUCUUACAACAGCUGUGUGUAUGACUUGCUCCUGCGACUUGGUUGAAGGAGCAAAAUGUACCGAGAACAUCACAAAGAUAUAUCAGGAGAGAGGUACAAUCACACAGGAGAUGAAGCCAAAGCUUUGUCAGUAUCACAAUGCCGAGUCCAAAUCAGUGAAACUUCAGAAAGUCCAGACCUGCUUACUGGAGAAACUUGGGAAAUGUCCAUCCAAUGAAACAAUUACAAACGCUGUAGACAAGAUAAAAAACGUAUUCAGCAAUAUGAGGAAAAACAUCACAGAACUCUGCGAACCAGGUUGUGAGAACUUAUCAUCCCGAUCCAUAUCACUCAGUCAUUGUGCAGUAGAACUUACACAAAAAAUACCAUCAGCAGAAAAUAAGGAAUCACUCUGCAGUGUAUUCGAAGAUAUGAUGACCUGUGCCAAAAAUCAUGUAGGAAAGUGUUCAAGUUUACAGAUAAUCUACACCAAUCACAUAAUACCUCUUGAAAAAUUUAUGGACCCACAUUGUAACAAGUCAUCUAAUGCAAAAUGGUCCAGUUUUACUAUCAUUGGAUUGACAGUGUUAGUGACUCUUGUCAAAGAUUAUAAUUCUGGAGGCUAAGGAUAAGUGAAGAAACAGUAGUAUUGGUGGCUUGUACCAUAUUAAAGGAUACAGAAAUAUGCAGUGGGUAAUGAAGGCAAGCAGUGUUCGAUAUGGACCCUUGUCCACGUGCCCUGGAAACCAUAUGAUCAGACCGACAAGUUAUUUCAGUAAAGUGGUUGCCCUGUGGACUGGUAUGGUGGAAAAUCUUCAGUUUGAAUAAAAGGUAUUGCAUGGCAACAGAAAUGGACAAUCCGACAUCGUGGAGCUCUUGCCCUUCUGGUAACUGCGUAGACAACCUCAAAAUGUUUAACUGGCCAGGUCUGUUUCAUUUUGGUAUUGUGGACAUUUUUGGAACUGACAAAAUGCUCUCCUAGUCCUAAGGGGACAGAGGGGCGCUUUUGAGCUACUGAGGUCCAACUGACUAGAAUGCUGUGACAAGAAAUGGUGAUCGCAGCUGCAAACAAGAGAUCUUUUUUCACAUAGCAAGGCACAACAACAAAACUGUUAUAAAUUAUACAUGUAUACUAGUGAUCAUGCCUCUCUUUUUAUUUUGCCUUUAUUUUUGUGAUGUUGUAGUCAUGCACAACAUGCAUGUGUACUCAUGCAUCAUAUUCCAUGCACUGUGGAUCAAGAU